This is a messenger RNA of Trematosphaeria pertusa, 1764 nucleotides long. RefSeq names its product amidase. The transcript is spliced from 11 exons. The record is from RefSeq and is a predicted model, not a curated record. NCBI's taxonomy places the organism in Eukaryota, Fungi, Ascomycota, Dothideomycetes, Pleosporales, Trematosphaeriaceae. Bases 127 to 1764 code for a protein of 545 amino acids.
UCCAAACCUACAUGAUGGAUACUCGAACGGAGCUCUCAUGGACAUAAGUAUGGCUAGAAUGAUGAAGAACUCGACGAUGAUGACCUUGUUUUCGUUCUUGCUCCUCUCCUUUGGUACGGAGACGUCAUGCGUGUCUUACCAAUGGCACGGCCGCGCUGGCAGAUGCUUGCUGCCGAGAAGAGGCAGCACGAGAUGUCGAAAAUCCCGGAAGAUUGGCUUCUCUCCACGAAAGUUGUGGAAGAGGCGAAGAACAGGAAGGCCAUCACCGGCGGAUAUAUCGAAGGACUUCUUGACCCUGAUAGCCGACGCAUAACGACGCUGGAAAGCAUGGAACUUCUCAAGAGCCUUGGAAAUGGAUCGUUAUCCGCGGUGCAAGUUGUCUCGGCGUUCAGUAAACGAGCAGCCUAUGCACACCAGUUGGGCAACUAUCUACUAGAGAUCGGGUUCGAUGUGGGCUUGGAAAGGGCAAAGCAACUCGAUCAGUACUAUCAGGAGCACGAGAAGCCCAUCGGUCCCCUGCAUGGACUACCUGUUACCCUGAAGGACCAGUUCCAUAUCAAAGGACUGGAGACUUCCAUGGCAUUUGUUGGAUGGAUCGGCACAUUUGAAGGCCAGAAGGGCACUGGCAAGGAGAGGAGCUUCGAGAGUGAACUAAUUCGGGAGUUAUACAGUCUAGGCGCUGUGCCGAUUGGCAAGGCACCAGAGACGAACAACAACAUCAUGGGUUAUGCAUGGAACCCACAUAAUCAGAAACUGUCGACCGGCGGUUCUUCCGGAGGUGUCAUUUUCUCUCUAAGGUUCUACCAACGCGCUACUAAAACUUCCACAGGUGGUUCCAUCUCCAUGCCCGCGUCAAUGAACGGAUUCAAAGGCGUCGCAAACACGGGAGCUGGUCAAAUGAUCAUGCCAACAGUGGCUGGGCUACUGGGGAAUUCUUUACCCAUGCUACAACUCGUCUUCAAGUCAUUGCUCUCGACCAAGCCAUGGCUUUACGAUCCUUAUGUUGUGCCAAUACCGUAUCGAAGCGAUCAAGAAUAUCGUCCGAGCAACGAAAAGAAGCCAACCUUUGGGCUUUUGAUGGACGACGGAACUGUAACGCCGCACCCACCUGUCACAAGGGCUCUUCAUAUUGUGGAACGUGCAUUGAAAGCGGAAGGUUACCAGGUAUUUGACUGGGAUGCACCAUCGGUCAGUGAGACAUCAGCAAUACAUGGGCCAAUUGCCCGUGGAGACGGAACUCCAGAUGUUUGGGAGGCUCUUCAGCUUUCCGGAGAGCCUCCAGUACCACAGAUCCAGCACCUCUUUGACAACGGCAAACUCAAAGAGCCAAUGAAUCUGGUGGAGUAUGAGCAGGUCGUUCUUCAUAUGAAGGAUUACCGUCACAGGUAUCAGGAAUAUUGGGAGUCAACAGUGGAGCUUACAGAUACUGGCCGUCCUAUUGACGCUGUUAUCAUGCCCGUUUCACCAUAUGCAGCCGUGCAACCAGACAAAUUUAUGUACUCCGCAUACAGCAGUUCCAUCAAUGUCCUGGACUACACUUCGAUAACAAUAUCGGUCACUUUCGCCGACGAGAAAGUGGACAUUGUGGGUUCUAGUUUCGAACCCUUGUCAGAGAUUGAUAAAAAGAACAUGGAUGCUUACGACUCUCAUGUUACAGAUGGCGCGCCCGCUUCCAUUCAACUUGUAGGCCCAAUGCUCAGCGAAGAGAGGUUGCUCUCUCUCGCGCAGCUUCUUGCCGACGCGUUGGCGAAGCACAGGUCCUAG